Molecule: messenger RNA, 2222 nt
Organism: Erythranthe guttata (spotted monkey flower)
Lineage: Eukaryota; Viridiplantae; Streptophyta; Magnoliopsida; Lamiales; Phrymaceae
Gene: MCM9
Product: minichromosome maintenance 9
Biological process (GO): double-strand break repair via homologous recombination
Cellular component (GO): nucleus; MCM complex
Molecular function (GO): single-stranded DNA binding; single-stranded DNA helicase activity; ATP hydrolysis activity
Source: RefSeq, a predicted model, not a curated record
ACACACACACAGACGGCGGCAGAUGGCGGUGGCAAUGGAGAAUGAUUGCGGGCGCGGCAAAGAAAUGGCUGGAUUUUUGAUUAAGAAUCACUUGGAACAACUCCAAAGUAUUAUCCUCUCCCCUGAUCCCCGCAUUCACUACCCUCUCCAUGUUGAUUUUGCUGAGCUGAUGGACGAAAAUCCACCAUUAGCGCACCUCAUUUUCUCGCAGCCCACCGAAUAUUUACCCCUUUUUGAUGAAUCCACCAUAUGGGCUCAGAAAGUGAUAUUUGAGGAUUACAAGCAAAUGGAAAAUGCUAGUGUGAAGGCCUACGUGCAUGUUCGGAUUAAUGUCUGCGGUUCUCCUCUCGAAUACCCUGAAACAUUUCCGAGUAUUGGACGUGUGAGAGUGAAGCACCGUGGGAUUCUUCUCACUCUCAAAGGCACAGUAAUUAGGUCUGGAGCAAUCAAGAUGAUUGAAGGCGAGACGAUUUUCGAGUGCCGAGUAUGUAAACACAGGUUCAAAGUUUAUCCAGAGGUGGAAACCAGAAACUCUAUAUCUCGACCAACAUUUUGCCCUUCUCAGAGUUGUGAAAGCACACGGUUCCAGAUAGUAGAAGACAAAAAGACAUGUCACGAUUAUCAAGAAAUUAAAAUUCAAGAAAGCACACAGGUCUUAGGUGUUGGAGCCAUCCCUCGUUCAAUUCCUGCUAUUUUGAAGGAUGAUCUCGUCGACAUAGUUAAAGCGGGAGAUGAUGUGAUCGUUACUGGAGUUUUGACGGCUAAGUGGUCCUCAGAUAUGAAGGAUGUGCGCUGUGACCUCGAACCUGUAUUAAUUGCUAAUUACGUGAGGAGGAUGAAUGAGGUGAAGUCAGAUAUCGAUAUACCUGACAACAUUAUUAUGCAAUUCAAACAGUUCUGGUCAGAUUUCGAAGAUACCCCAUUGAAAGGUCGAAAUGCCAUUCUUCGAGCUAUCUGCCCACAGGUUUUUGGGCUCUUCACUGUCAAACUUGCAGUUGCGCUAACACUUAUUGGAGGUGUUCAACAUAUCGAUGCUUCUGGAACAAAAGUCCGAGGCGAGUCUCAUCUGCUUUUAGUUGGUGAUCCUGGCACCGGAAAGUCUCAGUUUCUGAAGUUUGCUGCCAAAUUGAGCAACAGAUCUGUAAUUACGACUGGAUUAGGGAGCACUAGUGCUGGACUGACUGUUACUGCAGUCAAGGAUGGAGGGGAAUGGGUGCUGGAAGCUGGGGCGCUAGUAUUGGCAGAUGGAGGUCUUUGUUGUAUAGAUGAAUUUGAUAGUAUGAAGGAACAUGAUAGAGCAACUAUACACGAAGCAAUGGAACAGCAAACGAUUAGUGUAGCCAAGGCUGGUCUUGUAACAACUCUCAGCACAAGAACAAUCGUUUUCGGUGCAACAAAUCCAAAGGGACAAUACGACCCAGAUCAACCUUUGUCUGUAAAUACUACGCUUUCCGGACCUUUAUUGAGCAGAUUCGAUAUAGUUCUUGUCCUAUUAGACACAAAGAAUCCGCAAUGGGAUGAAGUUGUUUCGUCUCACAUUCUUUCCGAGGCAGAACAGAGCAAAGGGAGCAACGAUGAAAGUUUACCCGACAUUUGGUCUCUUACCAUGCUUAGAAGGUAUAUUCAUUUUGUGAAAGGGUAUUUCAGACCAAUCCUCACAAAGGAGGCUGAAAAGGUUAUAUCGAGCUAUUAUCAGCUCCAAAGACGAUCGGCCACUCAUAAUGCAGCAAGGACUACUGUUCGCAUGCUGGAAAGUUUGAUACGCCUCGCUCAAGCACAUGCAAGACUGAUGUUCAGAAACGAGGUGACUCGGUUGGAUGCAAUAGCUGCGAUAUUAUGUAUCGAGUCAUCCAUGACUACUUCAGCAAUAGUCGACAGUGUUGGAAAUGCAUUGCACUCCAAUUUCACCGACAACCCUGAUCACGAAUAUGCGAAGCAAGAGAGGCUGAUCCUCGAUAAACUGAGCUGCAUCGAUGAUUUUCCGGAUAUAAAUAUCGACGAGAGGUGAAUUCUUUGUAUAAAUACCUCUCUUCAGACAUGUUUUCACACUUUAGAUUAUAGUAAAACUUAGCAAAUUGUAAAUUAAUGAUCUCUACGUACUCUCAUAUUACUCUACAUCCUUCAUUUUGUUUUUCAAGCAAACUAAUAAUGCUUCUCAAAAUAUGAACUAUAUCUAUAUCUUGUACAUACAUAUAGGCCUCUCUCUCUCUCUCUCUCUCUCU